GAGUUUUAUGAUAAGAUUGCAACAAAGUGCAAGAUCAUAAAGUUCAUAUCUAGGGUAAUUAAUUCAGAUUGUUUAAACAAUUUUGAUUGUUGUCACUUUUAUGCAGUUCUGUUGAUGAGUGUGUGUAACUUAUGUCCCUAGAAAGCCCAAAAGGCUUAUGCAUUUGAGAUUCAAGAUGUUCCUGUGACAUCAGAGUACUUGGAGGUCAAAUAUUCGGUGAGAGAUGAUAAAUUUUAGGUUAUAACAGAAUAACCAUACCAGUAAACCAGUUUUUAGACUUGUGAAAAUAAUUUUUUUUAAGACACACAAGCUUUCCAUUUUAUCUUGGAAUCUUUAUGAAGUGAUGGAGUUUUAAUCUUUCUUUUUUUUUUCAAGUGACUGUGAAUCAGGAGAUGAACAGUUCCGUAGAUCAUGGAAGGUCGUAACUGGCAUAUUCAAUGUUGGAACCUGACAAUUGAUUUCAAUGUUGUCCAUGACACUUAAUUUAAACAUGUCAUCUUCCCUUGCAAAUAUUGAGAAGGAGGCGAUAUCCAGGGCGUGGCCAGAAUACUUGAGGGGGUUCCCCCACUGUCUUUGUUGUUGCUUUAGUGUUGGAAAUGUGUUCCCUGAAUCUAACUCCAAAAGGUCAUGUGACUUAGUAGGUGAUAAUUUGGUUGCUGGAAGUGUUUGUAACAAAGGUCACUUGUUGAAAGAUAUUGGCUCUUUGAAUUUGAGAAGGGAAGGUGCCAGGAUGGGCUCUAAGUUGUUAAGGCUUAAAAAAGGUUUAAAGGUUUGUUUAGAGUGGAAAAUGCACUUAGCUUAUCCAGCUAGUUUACAGGCACUCAACUCAAACAAUUCUGAAACAAAUAAUGCAAAUAGAACAUAACAGGAAAUUAUAAAAAAAAAAAUCUAGGAGGAGGCAACCAGUUGGCUAUUUACAAGCGUGGCUUAGGAUUUGAACUCAGGACGACCAAGAACAAAUCCAGCAAGUGGCCAAAGUGGGACUCGAACCUCGGGACUGCCGGAUUGGGAGUCUGAUCUAAAGACAACUUGGCCACGCUGCUGCCCCAGGUGAGGGCACUAGGGGAGGGUGGGGGGGGUGAAAGUGAAAGGGAAGGAGGGUUAUUUGCAGCAUUGAUGAAAAGGAAGUUAAUUUGUGACAACAUUAUUCAUGACAGGCGGAUUAUCCUCAGUUACCAUCUGAUCUCACUGGUCAAACAUUCAGUCAUGUGUUUGGUACCAAUACAUCAAGGUAAUGAUACAGAAUUAACCCUUUAAGCCCCAGUAUCCACAUACAAGUUCUCCAAACUGAUCUCCAUACAUUUCCUUAAAGAAUGAGUUGAGAGAAUUUGAUAAAAGAUCAAGGCAUUUUUUCUUGGGUGAUCACUUGGGUGAUCUCAUAACUUAUCUGUUGACAGUGUGUGGAUAUUGUCAGGAGAAAAUUGAUCAAGGUCACUAUUGGCACUUAAAGGGUUAAUGUUUUUUGACUUUGAGAAAUGAACUUGCCAAAGUUAUAAGUAGAUAGUGAAUGUUGGAAAGCAACAAAGAAAUAAUGAUGAAAUAUAACUGCUUAGAUUUUAAAGCUGUAGGAUUUAAACAUUAAAGAAGACAUUAUCAUGAAAUCAACUGUUUCCUAGAUUAGCAAUCUUCUCUCGCCUUUCUGAAAAUGGUAAUUUAAACAUUAUUUCAUCAGAAUGGAGUUUGGUUUUGUGAUUUGGAGUUAUUUCUCUUUAAAGGAAUCUUUUCGUCUUCUAAUUUCAGCCUUGAACUCCUUCUCCUGAGUCGGAAGAUGUCGUAAGUCUUCUCACUGACCAUUACUUAGCAAAUGGUUAAUAAAACCUCAGUAUGCACCAUUGUAUUAUUGAUGUACAAACUAGCCACUAGCAUAAUAGGAAAGACUGUUGACACUGUCUUGUGAUAUCAAGUAAUGGUACUUGUUUUAAAGAUAAGCUGGGACUACAGCUGUAGAUAUUAAAAGUUGCCAGAUAUUGAACAGCUCAGAAGUUCUUUUGGUUUUCUUUUCCUUUUGUCUGCUAUGAAAGAAGCCAGGUGUCAUGCUCAUAGUUGCCAGGGGAAAUCCCUGGUCCCUGCUCCUUCAUGAUGGCCUUAAUAUGGUUGUGAGCAGUUUCUUUGCAUUUGGUGGAAUUACCAUAUUAGGUAAUAUAAAAAGCACCUAUAAAAUACCCACACCUCAACACAAUAAUUGUCAGUACUCAACAAUGAAAAAAUUAAUAUUUUAUUAUUGUCCCUAAGUUUUCCUUGUACUGAGGUGUAUGUUGUUGUUGACUGUAUGUACAAGACGGCAAAAAAACUUAAACAGAUAAUUUUUUGUCUUCAUCAGAGCUCCCUCAGCAACAGGUUAGUUGGUGUAAAGUUGAGGUAGGAAUUUUUUUGUUCAGUCUCUGGACAAUACUUUUUUUUUCCUUAUUUUGUUUUCAUUAAGUGUAACAUCAGUAUUACUAUUUUGCAGGCUGUAGUCACAAAACCUGAUCAUGUUGAAGUAGCAAGUGAACAAAGUCCUCCUCCGCCUAUGGUAAGAUUGUAACAGCAAAAUUAGUGAGCAAGUAAAGAAGAGGGGUGCAUGCUAACACCUAGUGCUGCUGGUUUUCAUUGUCAUUAUCAAUAUCAUUAUCAUUAUCACUAUCAAUAUCAUUAUCAAUAUCAUUAUCAUUACCAAUAUCAGUAUCAAUAUCAUUAUCAUUAUAAUUAUCAUUAUCAAUAUCAUUAUCAUUAUCAUUAUCAAUAUCAUCAUUAACAAUAUCAUUAUCAAUAUCAUUAUUAUUAUCCAUUAUCAUUAACAAUAUCAUUAUCAUUAUCAAUAUCAAUAUCAUCAUUAACAAUAUCAUUAUCAAUAUCAAUAUCAUUAUUAUUAUCCAUUAUCAUUAACAAUAUCAUUAUUAAUAUCAUUAUCAACAUCAUUAUCUUGAGAAAAAAUUUUCUCAAGAUUGGUUUAAAGCUCAAAACGACAUUUCGGAUAGCUCUAGUCAAAAAUAUACAAACAAGGAAAUGAAAAAAGAUUAUCGCUUGGAAGAAUAUGUAAAGAUAGUUAGAAAUCCAGCUCAUAGAAUCAGUAUAACUAAACUGCGAUUGGGAGUUCAUACUUUACGUAUACAAACGGGGAAAUAUGAAAAUAAAGGAGCAUCUAUACCAGUAGAGGAAAGGCUUUGUUUGGUUUGCAAAUUGAAAAGAAACUGCAUAGAAGACGAGAAACACUUCUUAAUUGAUUGUACUGAAUAUGAAAGUCUUAGACAGCAACUUUAUUAAUGAUGCAACCUUCAUCAAUUUAACAGAUCAUGAUGAAACGUUAUAUUUACUCAGAUUGGACAAUGACAAAACUUCACAUAUUAUAGCCAAAUAUGCCCAUCUAAUGUUUCAAAAACGAAAACAGUUCCUGAGUCAAAAAUCCAAUGAUUAGGUAAUUAAAUUAUAGUAUAAUUAUUAUCGAAAUGGUAUAUGCCGUAUAAUUUUGUUGUUUCCGUUCAUAUUUCUUUCUUUUGAAAUUUAUUGUAGUUGAAGAAACCUUUAUUGUAACUAGACCGAUGCUUCCCUUUAGAGAGUAAGGCGCAAUAAAGAUAUACUAUACUAUACUAUUAUCAUUAUCAUUACCAAUAUCAUUAUCAUUAUCAAUAUCAUCAUAAUCAGUAUCAAUAUCAUUCUCAUUAUUAUGUUUUGUGUAGGUUGUCAUGAGCCUUAGUUUUAGGACCAUGUUAAACACCAAGACUCACACCCACGAGGUAAGCAAUGAGUAAAAUCAAGCACUAAAAAUGUCACGUUUUACUUUCUGAAAUGCAUUAAUGGUAUGCCUGUUAUGAAUACCUUCAGCAAUGCCAGAGAUGGGCUGCCUGUGAAGUUGGAUUAUCUCAAUUGUUGGGUGUCCUGUGAAGAUGAAUUGACUUUGGAUCUGUGGUGGUGAUUUGGGAUUAACAAUCAACGAAUUCUUGUAUAGUGAACCUUUUUUCUAAGAAGAGGUGCUGCUUAAGAACCUGGUUCUUGCUGAAGACGGGCUUCAAUACCCACAUCUUAUUCCUGCUACCCCCCCCCCCCUUAUCUCAGUGGGAAAAGUAUGAUUUAGGCCUUGAUGUCCUAGUCAGGCUUACCCCCCUCUUAAAACAAGGGUCAAAGCCUCAGGGGGGGGGGGGGGGGGGAUUCCCAUAGGAAAGGAUGCUCGUCGGAAAUUUUGCACUAAACCCCUAAAGGAGACCAAUCUGGGCGUGGCGCAACCUUUUUUGGACUCCUAAAAGAGACCAUUUUAAACUUUGAUUACAUGAAUCGAGGAAAUAAGACGAAUUAUAAAUAUUUAAUUUUUUAAUAUUUCUUUGCGUGCAACACUAACAGAGACCUUUACCGCUAAAUAUAAUGGCGUUUUGCCCAGAACACGCUAAGUGAGACCAACAUCCGAAAUUUACAUCCCUAAGCGAGACGACGACCAUCCCCGCCCCUUUCAUAUGGGAGUCCUUCCCCCCGGGGAAACCCCUCCCCCUUCUGGUGAGAAGAAUUUCCAGGUCAUUUGACUUUUUAUUCUCUGUUGUGUUUAAGAUCUUGGCUGUGUCAGCUCUGGUUCACCAUGACGUGUCCUUAGAUAAGGCUGCUCCAAAACAGAAAUUCCAAUAUCACUUUUGUGGUAAGUUAAAUGAAGUACCUCAUGGUUAGCUCAGGUGCCAUUACAAUCGCCCUCAUACCAAGUGAAAGUAGGGAAAGUAAGUUGGAAAUGACGAGAAUGGACGGUGUCCGAGUUCAGAGAGCUGGGGAGCUUAAGCAACGACGACGGUGACGGCAACGAGUACGGCAAAAUGAAAAAGGUUUAGAUUUGCAAAGCAACAACUCUGCACGUGCAUCACGCUUUUUUGUACAUUUCUUAGCCGUCGUUGCACGACUACGACGUGAAAGUGCCUAAUUUCACGUUUUGUCGAGGACGGGAACACAGGACAACAACUUUCUUUUUCUUUUCCUGAACUUUGGUACAGUCCUUCAGAACUCAACUCCCAAAAAAUUGCCAACAUUUGACGAAUUAAACGAGAUGGAAUAAGGCAGCACGAAUUCAUUUUUUAAGUGACGUUUUCGUAGCAUUACCGUCGUUGUUGUUUGAGCUCCCUAGUGAUGGUAAAAUUAAUCGUUUUGCCGUUUCCGCUGUCAAGUCAACUUAAAAUUGUAGUUGUGCAGUGACGGCCAAGAAAUUUAUAAAAACGCGUGAUGCACGUGCAAAGUUGUUGUUUUGCUCUCUAAAUCUAUUGUGUUUCUUGUUUUUGUUGCCGUCGUCGCCGUAGUUUCGUUAGGUCUAGCGUCAUGAAUGACUCUUACUGAUAAGAAAAUGAAAGCCUACUUUUUAAAUUACGAGUUCUGCGAGAGUUUUUACCGGCCAUCUUUGUUUUUCAGCUGUUAGCAAGCCGAAUGAUCAGAUGUACCCGUAUGACUUUAAAGAUCUUGUCAGAAAAAAGGUAAAGUCGACUUCUGAAUAGGCAAGAGGUAGAGAAUAUUUGAUGUUUUCCACCGACACAGCCGUAAGCACUACAGUUUCUACCAAACCCUAUUCAGCAGGCAUUUAAGUCAAAGCGCAAAAUCAGCAUUGAAAAAAUCACCAGACAUAACUUUUAGAAAAAAAAUUGGGAAGAGGCAUACCCUCAAUCCUCCCGUGGGUCCCCCAAGGCAAGUUUAGGUAGGGAUUUAUGCUAAACCCUUCAAUCCCUAACCCUGUUUAAGAUAAACACCGUUCAUUUUACUACAUACUGUUCAGGAAAAGAUACAUUUUUUUCCUAGUGACCCUAAUUCAUUUUGCUUCGAAUACAGAAUUCAAGCUCUUUUAGAAAGUGACAUCAUUGAAUUAAUGAAUACGAUUUUUUAAAAAACAUUAUUACCACUCAUUAGACCACUCACCACAAAUGUCCACACCCUGUUCAAGGCUUCCAGUCCAGAAAGACAUCCCAGGGUUCAAGACGCUAAAUAUUGAAAUAAUGUACCCUAUUUUGUAGCAAACCAUUAACGCUGCAUUCUUGGCUGUAAUAUGCAUUGAUGCAUUUUCUUCAGUUCCUUCAGCCAAUAAAAAAAGAAAGAAAAAAUUAUGGGAUCAUAAUUGCUUUCGGAUAGAUGACUAAUUUUAAGGGAGACUUUGACCCUAAGGGUGACCUUUUGCAACGGUUCACGAAAUUCUGUGUGUCUGCAGCCGUUAACAAUUGUCUUUUCUCUAGCAAAUUAAAAUGGAGAUCACUGCAUCGGAGAGAGCACUUCUUGGCUUAUUUAUGGCGAAGAUUCACAAAAUUGAUCCUGACGUGCUGGUGGUAUGUUUUUUUGCAACUUUUUUUUGUUUGACUGAUGAUUUUCUCUCUCAUUCUCCUUCUGAUUUCAUCGUCGAGAUUUUUUUUUCCAAACUAAUUAAAAAGACACGACUCUAAAUGUCGUAAAUCUAAAGUGGUUAAUUGAACGUGUACUGGUUCGUUGAGAAAACAGGUUUAAAUGAAGGUUUUCCAACGUAAAUUGUGCACCGUUUAUUUUUACGGUUGCGGCCCUGGUUCAAACAUUGAAAGGUGCUAUCCACUGGAUAAAUCCGCAUUAUUCAGUGGAUAUGUCUUAUGAAAACCUAUUGCGCUAUGCACUGGAUAGAGAUUUGUGCGGUUGAUUGCCCUAUCUACUACGUUAACACUAGGCUCAGUCUCCCCUCUCCCUUAGGCUCGGGUACUCCCCUCCCAAGUCGGGUGGGGAGUACCGCGGGCGCAUCGAGACACCCAAGGUUAGAGCUGAGCCUAAGUUCACACGGCAGCGGUUGAAUUUUCAACCGGUUGAACUGAAAUUCGUGGGUUUAGGUGAUCCGUUCACACGGAACCAACUUAACCGUACCAAAAUUUAGACGUUUAGCCGUUCAAAGUUCCGUGAGAACAGAGCGGAAGUAUUGAACGUUCCCUUGUGAAGGAACUGUCAGGUCAAAUUUUUCAGCCGGGUCGAAAAUUGGUCCGUUGCCAUGUGAACAUAGUCAGAGUUCUGUACUAUUCUUGUGAAUAGUGAUUUGAUCAGGGCAUAUCUUUAUGCAAGGUUUUGCGCCAAGGAUGUCAAACCAAGUGCUAAACGUUUGAACUCUCUUGAUAUUAUAGGGUCAUGACAUUUAUGGAUUCGAUCUAGAUCUUUUGUUGCACAGGAUUAAUGCUUGUAAGGUAAGUACAAUGAUUCUAAUUGUUAACAAAUUGGAUGAUGAGUUCUUGUAGCAGUUUUGAUUUAUCAAAUGGCAAAUCUCCUUUUUUUGCUCCUUCCGACGCUAAACAAUGCUAACGUGUUUCCUUUUUUCAUAUAGAUACCUCACUGGUCUCGUCUUGGACGACUCAAAAGAACCAUAAUGCCAAAACUCUCGGUAAGAAACUAUGAAAAUGCCAAAUUGCUUGUCUCCCGCCAUCGGAUUCUAGACGAUGAUAUUGAGUAUAUUAAUUUCCGCGUGAGACUGGUUCGGUGCUGUGUCCAAUUGCAGUAUGGGACGGUUUUGGGGAGGCUAUCGCUUUCUUGAUUGGCUAUUACAAGGUUGCGCAGGAAAUUGGGUCAGAAUUCGUCCCGCAAAACAGUCCCAGGAUGCAAUUCAACUCAACAGGGAGCUCAAGCGCGCACGAUAGCGAUGGCGGGAAAACAGCGACGGCUACGAAAACGUCACUUUAAAAGUGAAGUCGCGCUGCUGCAAACUUUAUCGCACUUAUUCCAUCCGUUUAAUUCGUCAAAUGUUAGCAAAUUUUUUGGAGUUUAAUUGUGAAGGACUGUAUCAAAGUUCAGGAAAGAAAAAGAAAGUUGUUAUCUUUUGAUCCCGUCCUCGACAAAACGUGAAAUUAAGCACUUUCACGUUGUAGUCGUGCAGUGACGGCUAAAAAAUGUACAAAAAAGCGUGAUGCACGUGCAAAGUUGUUGUUUUGUCAAUCUUAACCUAUUGCUUUGUUGCCGUACCUGUUGCGUCCGCCGCCGUUGUUGCUUAAGUUCCCUGAUGACAAACAAAUUUACAAAAAUGCGUGAUGCACGUGCAAAGUCGCUGUCGUUGUUGCUUAAGAUGAUAUUACACGAGACGAUUCGCAACGACGAUUUUUAGCGCAACACUGACAGCGUUGCAACAAUGUUGCGACUAUUGGUGUUACGAUUAAUCGAAUUCUCGAUUAAUCGCGAUUAUGACCGUUCGGUUUGAUUCACGAUUCUUUGCUUCCACGUUUCGAUUUUGCUUCGAUUUUUGCACACCUUGCCCUCAGAGAGUUAUUAUAUUGUAAAAUCAGAAUCCAGAAGUCUUUAAAAUGUGCGUUUUUGAUUGACGAGCAAAGACGAUAGUAGUUUGUGCGCCAUUUUGUAUUGCCUGGUAAAAAUGCUCUCCUUCAACCACCCCUUGAGAAUUCCCAAAUAAGGCAAACCAUCUUUGUCGGGUUCUCAAACAUGGCGACGAACCAAGCGACUGUGAAUCCUCCUGUCCCUGUUACUAUUCUCAAAUUGAGGGUUUAGGGUUGAGUCUUGUUAACAUUACACGUUAUGUUAUAAGAAUUAAGAAACAUUUACAUAAUCGAAUCGAAAUAAUCGUAAUCGAAAGACAAUAAUCGAAAUCGAAUUGAAUCGCAAGGAGUAUGAAUCCUUACACCCCUAGUUGCGACAUUGUUUCGAAUAGUUACAGCAUUGUUCUAACAUUGCAACGAUGGGUUGAGCUAAAAAUCGUCGUUGCGAACUGCAACAUUGUUGUAACGCUGUGACAGCGUUGCAACGAUGUUGCGACGUUGUUUCGAAUAGUUACAACAUUGUUCUAACAUUGCAACGAUGUGUUGAGCUAAAAAUCGUCGUUGCGAAUGGUCCCGUGUAACAUCACCUUUAGGCUUUGUUCACUCUAUACCUGGAACACUUAUCCGAUAUGUGUCUCUCCAUGUUAGAGUUCGGCGCCGCGCAGCUUCGCUCGAAACAUCGAUCUUAUGCGUGAAUAGAAGCCCUGUCCGCUAUGGUUUUCGUGCCGGCAAAAAAGCCCUCCGAUCAACCUCGUUACCAGGGUUCUCUCCUACCCGCUCCAUGGAGGCGGGUAGGAGAGAACCCUGGGAACUAGGUUGCUCUCCGAUACAGUAUGAACAUAUAUCCGCAAAACCGAUUCAGUUUCUCUAAAGAUUUUUUACUGAAAGAUGCGCCAAUUUUUACAGCCCAAAUGUAACUUAAGAGAGUACUAUCCUUCGCUAAACGCCUCGAAUAAUAGUGUGUUAUUUUCAAUACUUUUAAUCUUUUUUCCAGAGUGGCGGGUUUGGCAAGGGUGGUAACCUUGAUCGCUGCAUUACCAGUGGGCGUAUGGUCUGCGAUGUCAAGAUCUCCUCCAAGGAGCUUAUCAGAUGCAAGAGUUAUGAUUUAACCGGUAUGCCUUCUGCAUUUAGCUUAGUUAAACCACACAAGGAGUCUACUACUACCAGCGCUUUCAACAGUGAGCCUUCCGCAUUUGGCUUAGUUAAACCACAGCAUCGGCCUACUAUUACCAGCGUUUUUAUUGGUCGUGGUUACACUCAAUUUGUUGUUAUAUAUAAAGAGGUAAAAGCGGUCACACUCAUGUUUGUUUCCCACGUUACUUCGUCGCCGCGCACUGAGCAUCUUUUACGCGGGAAAUUUCAUAGCGUUUCUAUGACGGGUAUUUUAUCGUUUAACACAAAAACCCAAGAUAAACUACUCGAUAGCGAUCGUGGUUUGCUGAACUUUUUAAAGUUUCCUUGGUUUAUUUUUUCGUAUGAUGGACAACACUUGAGGCAAGGACAACAUUUGACGCAGGUAAACUACGAUCAUUUUUAUCUUUCCCCGAGGUAAGCUUGUUGCCUUUUCCCGAGCCGCGGGUAAAACGCCUUGUCGCGCGCGUAAAAUGCUAAGCGCAUCCUCAGUUUUAACGUGACUCGCUCUUUUUUAACAUCCAAAUUACUGAGUUUUAUACACGCUUCUCUUUCUCCCAUUUUUUCUAGCACUAUCGUGGGCUGUCCUUCAGUCCAGAAGAGAAGAAAUCGACCAAGAUGAAAUUCCAAACAAGUUUAAGUAAGUAAUCAAGGAAAAUCUUUAGUCGUAGCCAAAUGUUCUUGCAUCCUACGUCACAUUAUUGCUCACGAAUGUUAGAAAGUGUUCCCCCAUGUUGACUGAUGUCUAACAGAUCAAGACUUUUUUGGAUGGAUAAAUGGUUUGUUUUGGGUAGUAAUUCAUUAAGAAGUCCUUUAAGUUAAUAAUUUAAAUUUUCUUUAUUUUUUUCUCCAGUUCUUCUCACGAACUCCUUCACAUGUUUGAACUGACUUCGGUAAGUGCUGAUCAAUAUGUGUCAUUGAUCAUCUUUGGUCUUGUGAUUGUGUGUGUUAUUGCUGUGUUAUCUCAUGCAUUUUCUGUUUGGUUUUUUCAGAUGGACGCUUUGCUGUCACUAAGGAUCAUGUACGAUUUGAACGUAAGUCUUGGUUUUUUUUCCUUAAAAUGUGAUUUCCACUCUCAUUAGACCUCCUGUUACAUAAUCAAUUUUCUACCUGAACUUCCGUCAUUUUAAUUCUGCGCUUUGUCCCCCAAUUGAAAUAAAAGCCCCGUCCACUCGUGUCUGUUUUUGUUUGAACGCGGAUAUUUUUUUUUUCUCCGGUUUGGUUUCGAGAUAGUCGGGUCUGCGAAAUUCAAAAGGCGCGAAAACGAAAAAAAAAACGUGAGGAAACUGCGGAGAGGAAGGGCGCCACCGCCCCCUUUCCCCCCUUUUCAACUUUUUUUUAACAUCAUUUUUACUUCUAGGUUCUACCACUGGCUCUACAGAUAACGACUAUUGCUGGAAAUGUUAUGGUGAGUCUUUAAAUUCUCUUCAAUUUUCAUGUAUAAUUACCGUUUGAAAAUAUUGAAACUUGAAAUUACAAUCAAUGACCAAUAAUCUUGCUUGUUUUCAGGCCCGCACUCUUCUUGGCGGUCGAUCAGAAAGAAACGAAUUUCUUUUACUUCAUGCCUUCAACGAAAAGUAAGACUUUUUACUGCUCGGUUUCGAAGCAGGUUCUUUUUCAAAUGUCCUAAACCCAGAACAACAGUGAUCCCGCUAACCUGUCACCACAAAAACAAACAAUCAAAUGUCAAUUUGGGAGCAGUAUAUGAUUCUGGGAAACUAUCCCACCUACCCCUCCCCUAAUCCAAUUUUAACUCGUUCUUCUUGCGAGGGCAAAAUGUUGGGUUGGGGGAGAGGUAGGUUGGUAGUUUUCAAGAAUCUCGAACCAAAUGCGGGUGAUCGGCGCGAAGCGCGGGAAAUCUUCAACCUCGUUCCCACGAGUAAGGGGAGGACCCUGUGAACGAGGGUUGGGGAAAUUUUGUGCGGAUAAGUUGCGGUUGGGGUUGGUUUUAUUAUGAUCUGUUGAGAAACUGGGAUGAUUUUUUUUCAGUCGAUUACCUAGUGCAGCCAUGAAAAACACAGUUGCAAAGUUACAUUAAGCAUCAUUGAGAAGUAAAAAAAACUUUUAAGUCAGAUUUAUAUUUUUAUUUUAUUCCACAGGAAUUUCAUCUGCCCUGACAAAAGUUACGGCAAAAAACAAGUGGUGAGAAUUAAGACAACAUUCAGUACCGUGUUAAUUUUACAAACUGUCGAAGCGUCCCUGCGUUUUCCCAGAAAAAUUCUGGCUUAUUUCUAUUAAGCGCCUUGAACUCUAGUCUGCGAACAAGCACUCCAUUUGGCGGCUUUCGUGAAAAGUCACGGGCGAGUGGCACGCGAGACGGACACCGCUCACUCGCGCGUUCUCUCGCGGCUUGCUUUGACCAUCUUUUUAAAAAGAGAGUUUUGUUGGGGGGUCGAAUCAUAAUACGUUUUCCGUUCAUUUAUAGGUUGAGGCAGAGCACGAUGAGGAGGAACAAACACGAAGCGCAAAGAAAGGGAGAAGAAAACCAGCUUACGCCGGUGGUCUUGUGUUAGAUCCCAAGAAAGGUAUUUAACUUAGUCUGUUCCAGGUUCCAAGUUACUUAGUGGGGAAAACGAAAAGAAUCUCCAUUGCACGAUUUGAAAAAGAGUGGGUUUUUUGGUCUGUCUGACUUGUGCCGUUAUUAGUCUGGGGCGGGGGGAGUUCAGAUGGACUGAAGAGGAAUAAAGUGCGGCUUUCUAACAGACGCCUUAUCUCUACAAUGAGGCUACCGGGUACAAGAAACAAAGUUGUCAUCGUGAAUUUAUUUACUUAUUUUUAAUUUGCAUUUGAAAAUCAUGAUUUAACCCCCUCUUAUUGGAAUGGGUAUGUUAAAAUUCAUUGCUUCCCCUGUGGACCACUGAGUUAUUUUUUUCACGAUAGUUAAGUAACAAAUCGCGUGGGACGUUUGUAAAAAUCAUAGUUCUCACUUCACAGGAUGUCGAUCAUCAUUCAGGUGUGCAGCAAAUUCUAAAUAGGUCGUGAUGUUACUCGCGUGAAUCAUGUUUCUCAUAUAAUGUACUUUAUCUAGGUUUCUACGACAAACACAUUUUGCUGCUGGAUUUCAACAGUUUGUACCCGUCCAUCAUUCAGGAAUAUAACAUUUGUUUCACUACUAUCAGUAGAACAACCUCUGGCUCUAUCAGUGGAGUGAGUUAAUUGAUUUCAUUAGUUUCUGUUCUUUUAGUACUGUUUAUAAAACGAGCUGGAGUGUAUUAUCAGGUUUAAGCCAAGAGUUUUUACACCUUAUAAUACACGAAGAUGUAGCGGCAGUGUGCAGUAUGGAUGAAAUGCUAAUUUAUAAAAAGUGUGACCGUUUUAGUAAAAUCCCCUGAGUAGUACUUUCCUGUGGUUUUGUUUAUUGUGUUGUACAAGACGUUUAUAACUUUUGAACCUAUGGUUGAAAUCCUUGUCUGGUCCCCGUUGAAAUUUAAAACCACUGGGUAGUACAGUCAACUUUCUCUAAGACGGACACCUUUGGGACCGGCACUAAGUGUCCGUCUUAGAGAGGUGUCCGUUAAGAGAGAGUCGACUGUACUUACUAUGCCGUACCAGAUGGCUGAAACGACUGAGUUUGUAGAUGAAAUUCGUACGUGUGACCAUUGCGAGAAAAUUUUCAGCACUUUCUUGCUUGUAAUGGGGUGUGUAACUGCGUAAAAAAGUCAGUAUGUAAGACCUCUUCAAGUAAGACCACACGAACCGCCCUGCCUCCUUGUUUUGAUAGGUUCGAAAAGCACUUUCACCAUUUAUUGUCAGUUUUGUUGACAAUAUUAGAAACAACAUUUCAACAAUCACACGGACAAUGUUUCUCGAUUUACUAUUCUUUACCAGUACUUACAUUCUCCCUUAGGAGAGUAUUCUUCCUAGAAGCCUUGUGAUUUUCUGUACUGUAGAGGCGAAAAUUUAAAAAGUAGUUAAUUUUAUUCCUACAGGCCGACGACAAUGAAGUUGUUGAGUUACCUGAUCCAGAGUUAGAGCCUGGAAUCCUCCCAACGGAGAUCAGAAAGUUGGUAGAACGAAGAAGACAGGUUGGUAUCUGCGUUUCUGACUUUAAGGUGUUCUGUCACCAGGAUAUUGUGAGUGUUUUAGGUCAAUCAUGUGAUAAAGUCAUUGUUUAGUGCCUUAACCCAUACAUAAAAUGCUCCUGUAGUGUAAUGAAGAAGAUAGAGCGAUUUUCGUAUGACCUUGAAAACUGGUUUCGGUAAGUGUUCGUUAUUUGUUUUAUCAGCCAAUGGAUGAAGAGAUCAAAACAUGGCCUCUUUGUUUUCCCGCCAAAGAAAACCUUAAUAUGGAGAAGGCACUGUUCGAUUGGCUAAUCGUGAUGCAGUAUGACGUCAAAGCGAAGCAUCGAUUGAUUUCUAGAAAGCCCUUCGAGCAUGAAGUUUUUUCACGCGAGCGUUCGCUUAUCCAACCAAAAGCCACCCGCGUUUGUAUCUGUUCGAUAAACCAAUCAAAUCGCCCUAUUUCCUUACGUUUGUUGUGCUUGUUUUGUUCGCGUGUUUUCACUUCGAGGACAUACGAAAAUCGCUCUAUUAAAAAAAAUUCCAUUACUGAGGCAGCAUUUGCCAUAAUUUUUUGGUGGUUUUUGCAUGCAUAGCAUUAAAACUUGAAAAGUUUCAAUCCUUAUACAGCCAAACCACUUUAUGGACGCUAAGGGGACAAUAAAAAGUGUCCAUAUUAAGCGAGUUGAAUUUAGAGAAAAUGUAAGGGCUAGGUACAAGAAAAACUGUCCGUAAUAACGGGGUGUCCGUAUUAAGCGGGGUUCCACUGUAUAUUCUUGCCGUCAGUAGCAACAGAUGACAGGAAGCACACAGUUUCGUUGCCUGAAUAACAAAACUGGACCAUUUGAAUUCAAUUGAUGUACGUUUUAGCUGUUUAAAAGGAAAGUAAACUGAAUAGCUUCAAAUACCCUCUUUAAUCACUUGAAAAAGUGAUUGAAUCGUGACAUGCUGAUUAAUUCAUUUCACAACUUUAUUUUAAUUACAUACAAACAAGGCCUCCCUUGUGAGCUCGCACGGUGAUAGCGUAAGAAAGGCUGACUAAACGAGAUUAAGAGUUCCGUCUGUGGAUGUAACUGCGGUCGUCGGUCAACAUCCGCAGGUAACAGUGCACUGUUACCCUCUGACAUCUUAGAUUUUGCAACGUUGCCCGCCUAGAGAUUUUGGCGGGAAACAGUUUUAUUGUUAGAUGUCAUGUGACCUCGAAGUAGCCAAUGAGAGCGCACGCUGUUGGGAAGAAAUUUCCAGCUAUGUAACAUUAUUUCUUGUUCAACGCAAGCCUUUUUUUUGCAGGUGAAAGGCAUGAUGAAGAACCUCAAUCGAGAAUCAGAUCAAUAUAUUCAAGUAAGUUGAUGUUAGCCGACAUCAGCUAGAAAUGUAUGUUAUGGAAGCUGAAAAAAAUGCUGGAGCAACUGUAGCGCAAGACAGUCAAUCUUUUUCGAGUGGGUAAUUUAUUUCUACUCGUUCAACAAGCGGCGACAUCGUUCGUCAUUUGUUGAGCAACUAAUUGUUAAACGAUGUUGAGCAGUGAGUCAUAGGCUUUAGUAGUCUUCCUUUAUUUUACGGGUUUAGAGAUCUAGCACGCAGGGUUAAUCCCCCCACCCCUCACCCGCGAGUAGAUUUCUCUGAGAACCUGUUUAUAACCAAGACCUUUGUUUUUGUUUCAGUACGAUAUCAGACAGAAAGCUUUGAAAUUAACUGCCAACAGGUAAAUGAGAUGUAGAUAUAACGGAAAGGUGUCAUUCGUCUAUAAAUUAAAACCGACAUAAUGCAAGUCAGUGUACUUUUCAACUAUUUUUGUCAAAAAGUAUCUUUUUGGGACCCUUUUAUUCAACGCUUUUUCACGUUGGUCUGGUUACAGACUAAAUGUACUUAAUAUGAGGUAAAGUAAGCCUCUAAAGAUAGCAAAUAGCCAGAAAAUUAAAUGUUCCUGAAAGUUACACGGGAUGAUUCGCAACGACGACUUUUAGUGCAACACAGCGUUGCGAUGUUGGAACAAUGUUGCAGGCAUUCAAAACAAUGUUGCAACGCUGUGUUGUGCUAAAAUUCGUCGUUGCGAGUCGUCUGGUGAAACAUCACCUUUAUUCAUCCGCUUCGUUUUUUUCCAGUAUGUAUGGUUGCUUAGGAUUUUCACAUUCUCGUUUCUACGCCAAACCUUUGGCCGCUCUUGUGACAAGCAAAGGGCGAGAGGUAAGACAAGCAAAUCUUAACAACCAUUAG
Messenger RNA from Porites lobata, 15538 nucleotides. NCBI's taxonomy places the organism in Eukaryota, Metazoa, Cnidaria, Anthozoa, Scleractinia, Poritidae. The record is from the annotation of a GenBank genome assembly.